Molecule: messenger RNA, 1941 nt
Organism: Helianthus annuus (common sunflower)
Lineage: Eukaryota; Viridiplantae; Streptophyta; Magnoliopsida; Asterales; Asteraceae
Exons: 2
Coding region: 1-1941 (646 amino acids)
Source: RefSeq, a predicted model, not a curated record
AUGAUUGCUACUACUAUUGGAGUGCCGAAAGCAUUGGAUUCGUAUACCUCAUCGAUGUGUUUGGAUAUGUGGGGCCGUAACAGCUAUGCUAGAGCUUUAAUAGAGAUUUCGGCUGAGAAGAAGUUAAGAGAGGAGAUCACUUUAGCUAUUCCUGAACCUGACGGGGAGGGAUUCAUUAAGGAAACUAUGUCUGUUGAAUUUGAGUGGGUUCCGCACCGGUGUGGUCAUUGUUGUGUGUUUGGCCAUUCUGAUGACUCUUGUCCGCACCACCCGAAAUCUCAACAUGUUGCUCGUAACAAUACGAAAGCUGGUAAACAGCCAGUGAUCGACGAUGAUGGUUAUACAGGUGUUUAUGGCAAGAAGGUCGCGAGAAGAGUUGCUUUUCCUAUCAACAAGCCAAAGCCUAAGUUCGAGUAUAGGCCUGUGACUUCGUCUAAGUCUCAGGAUGGAGCCAAUGGGGCAUCUGCGUCUACUUCCUGGUUUCAAUCUACUAAUCCCUUUGAUGCUCUUAAUGAUCCUAAUGUUGCCGAGGUGGAUGGAAAUAAAUCCGGGGAGGGUCGAGGUGGAGAUGGGGACGAAGAAGUGGAAGAGGUGUUUAAUGAAGCCGAUGGUUACGGGAUGGACGCGGGUUUGAACCGCCCCAUCAAGCAAGCGGAGGUUCGUCAGGCAAUUAAAGAGUUUAAGUUGAGUUUCUGUGCGAUUCUUGAGUCACACGUUGAGCUGAAUAAUCUUCCUCAUAUUUGUAAGUCGGUUUUUCGGUCUUGGCAUUGGGCGUCUAAUGGUGAUCGUUGUGAUAAAGGUACCCGGAUUAUUGUUGGCUGGAACCCGAGUAUUUUUGAUGUUAUGGUUCUUUCUGUUUCGGAUCAGGUGAUGCAUUUACAGCUGAAUUUUAAAAACGAGAAAAAAAUGGUAUUUUGUUCUAUUAUCUAUGCCGCGAAUUAUUAUGUUACACGCAGGGAGUUAUGGAAACAUCUCACUUUGCACAAGGUGUUUGUUCGUGAUGCUCCAUGGAUCAUGCUUGGCGAUUUUAAUUCGGCUCUUAAUCUGGAAGACAAAUCUAUGGGAUGUUCAUCUAUUUCGGCUAGCAUGAGGGAAUUCCAAACAUGUGUUGAUGAUAUUGAGAUGAUAGAUUUAAAUCGCUCGGGUAGUCAUUUCACUUGGAGUCAGAAGCCGAAAAAGGGGAUUGGUUUGUUGAAAAAAAUUGAUAGGGUUAUGGGGAAUUCGCAGUUUAUAGCUCAGUUUCCUAAUGCGGUGGCUAUCUUUCAUCCGGCUCGGUUAUCGGACCAUAGCCCGUGUGUUCUGAAAGUGCCAGACGAGGGGAAAGUUAAACAUAGGUCUUUCAAGUUUGCCAAUUUUCUCAUUCAUAAGCCGGAUUUUUCAGCUAUUGUUAAGCGUUCUUGGGAUACGAGUAUUAGAGGGGUGCCGCAGUUUUCGGUGGUUAAGAAGCUUCGGUUGCUUAAGUCUCCGCUUCGAGUCCUUCUUUUUCAGCAAGGGAAUCUGCACAAGAAAGUUCUUGAUCUGAGGGCAAAGCUCGAUGACAUUCAGCAAAACAUCGAUAUAGAUCCGUCUUCGUUGUCGUUACGAGAGGAAGAGGCUAGUAUCCGACGUGUUUAUCAAGAAGCCCUUCUAGAUGAGGAAAGAUUUUUGAAGCAAAAGUCCAAAGUGGACUGGUUGGCGGCCGGGGAUUGUAAUUCAGCAUAUUUUCAUUCGGUUCUCAAGAAUAAAAUUCACUAUAAUCAUAUUGAUGCGAUUCAGGAUACUAGCGGGAAGGUUUUUGAAGGGACUGCGGUUCAAGAAGCCUUUGUUAAUCACUAUCAAAAUUUUUUGGGCUGCCCGGGAGUCACGUCCUCGUGGCCGUCCCCUGAGCUAUUCUCUUCUACCUUGGAUGAUGAUGUUGCGGCGCAUAUGGUUAGACCGGUUACAGCUGAAGAGGUCAAAUAG